AUGCCCCCAUCGAGACAUUAUUUUUUCUUUCUUAUAGCAGGUUAUAUAUUAGCAUUUGUGCAUAGAAAAUACAUUUAUAACAAGGAAAGCAGUUUGCAGCAUCUUUUCUUUAUUACUUCAGGAUUCAGUAUAGGAUAUUGGAAUUACGGAAAUGACAUAUUCCACUGCGUUUUUACUAUAUUUUGUACACAUUGCAGUUUUAUGCUUCUCCAAGGAUCUACUAUUAAUGUUGCCAUUGUAUUUAUUUUUAAUAUGAUGUAUCUUAUUACAGGUUAUAUUUAUACAAGUACUGAAUCAUACGACAUUACAUGGACUAUGCCACAAUGUGUCAUAACUUUACGCUUAAUAGCUAUUGCUUUUGAUCUCUAUGAUGGUCGCAAACCUAUUGAAAAAUUGUCACAUGAAAGUAAGAAGCUGGCUCUAGUUAAAAGGCCUAGUAUUUUAGAAAUAUACGGUCAUUCCUUCUUUCCUUCUUCGUUUUUAGUUGGACCACAGAUUUCAAUGAGGAGAUAUAACGACUUUGUCGAUGGAAAAUUUAAUUCUAAGAAUGGUCCUCCGGAUAGUGUAUCGGCAUCUCUGAAAAGUUUAAUCUUGGGAUUUUUAUAUUCUAUCAUUUAUCAAAAAUUGGGGACAAUUGUAUCCAACGAUUAUUUGCUAUCUGAAGAAUUUGGACAAAAGAGUUUCUUUAUAAGAAUGGUUUUACUAGGAGUGUGGGGAAAAUACACGUUAUAUAAGUACAUAGCGAUUUGGUUGUUAACCGAAGGUUCUUGUACUCUGUUUGGUAUAACACAUAACGGACUGAACGAAAAGGGAUUAGUCAAAUGGGAUGCUCUAUCAAACGUGAAUUUGCUAACUUUUGAGGGCUCUUUAGGAAUCAAAGAUUUCGUAAAAUCUUUCAAUUUAACUACCAAUGCUUGGCUGGCGCAAUACAUAUACAAAAGAGUGAAGUUUUUAGGAAGUAAACACGCCAGUCAAUUCGUUUCACUUUUCUUCUUAGGAAUUUGGCACGGAUACCACGAAGGAUAUUAUGUAUGUUUUCUAUUUGAGUUCGGUACUAUGGUUAUGGAAGCAGAUAUUCAGACAGUCAUAAAUUCCGAUGAAAGCUUGAAUCGGUUUUUUUCUAUAUCAAUAGUACAAAUACUUGCCAAGAUUCUUCGAUGGAUUUAUACAUUCCUUAUGACAGCGUGGUGCUGGACUUCUUUCGUUCUGCUCAAAUACAAUAAAUUCAGAAUAGCGUAUGCAAAUCUGAAUUACAUAGGAGUAAAAAUGUUUUUAUUUUGGAUUCUGAUAUAUGGACCAUUUCUAAGGUUAAUGGCAAAAACGAUGUCCCGAAAAAAUAAGUGA
Diorhabda carinulata is the source of this 1344-nucleotide messenger RNA. Its product is annotated as lysophospholipid acyltransferase 5-like. Gene Ontology annotation, molecular function: lysophospholipid acyltransferase activity; 1-acylglycerophosphocholine O-acyltransferase activity. The record is from RefSeq and is a predicted model, not a curated record. Lineage: Eukaryota; Metazoa; Arthropoda; Insecta; Coleoptera; Chrysomelidae. The coding region runs from base 1 to 1344 and encodes 447 amino acids. Gene Ontology annotation, cellular component: membrane. Gene Ontology annotation, biological process: phosphatidylcholine biosynthetic process; lipid modification. The transcript has 8 exons.